This is a messenger RNA of Rhea pennata, 786 nucleotides long. RefSeq names its product DNA polymerase epsilon 4, accessory subunit (gene POLE4). Gene Ontology annotation, biological process: DNA-templated DNA replication. Gene Ontology annotation, cellular component: epsilon DNA polymerase complex; nucleus. The transcript has 4 exons. Gene Ontology annotation, molecular function: protein heterodimerization activity. The coding region runs from base 1 to 348 and encodes 115 amino acids. Lineage: Eukaryota; Metazoa; Chordata; Aves; Rheiformes; Rheidae. The record is from RefSeq and is a predicted model, not a curated record.
AUGGCGGCGGCGGCGGCGGCGGCGGGAGCCGUGCCGGCAGCGGCGGCGGCGGCGGAGCCGGCGGAGGAGGCGGGCGCGGGGCCGCUGUGCCCGGGGCCGCUGCGCCUGGCCCGGCUGCCGCUGGCGCGGGUGAAGGCGCUGGUGAAGGCCGACCCGGACGUGAGCCUGGCCAGCCAGGAGGCCGUCUACAUCCUGGCGCGGGCCACGGAGUUGUUUGUUGAAACUAUAGCCAAAGAUGCUUACGUAUAUGCUCAGCAAGGAAAGAGGAAAACUCUGCAGAGAAAAGACCUGGAUAAUGCCAUUGAAGCGAUUGAUGAAUUUGCCUUUUUGGAAGGUACUUUGGAUUGAGCUGUUCAGAGAGGGAACCCUUCGGAGAAAGAGACUGCGGAGAUGGAAACAGGAUGGAAAGCAGAAGGAUGAGAGUUUGAAAAUAGUUCCUAGGAUUGAGACACUGAGGUGGCAACCGUAAUGUUUUGUAUAAAGUUUAAGUUGUUGUAAGUUCAUUAUUUAAAAUACAUAUUUUUUUUUCAUAAAUAUUUUGUAUGUCAUUUAACUGUGCCCUGUAAUCAUGGUGAAAAGUGCUCCCCAGCUUUCAUCAUGUAACACAGCAGUUGCUCAGAGUAACUGUACCUGUCUCUCUCCAGGUACUCUGCAGCAAUACAAAGCCUUCUGGGGGGAGCAGACUGGCUCAGAUGUCCAGACAUGUGGGUUUUUUUUAUGAAAACGUAUUUUUUCUUUGUGUGUGUUUGUUUCCUAGCCAAACACAAUUAAAUUUUUUGUUGAAUA